UGCCUACCUUAGCCGCCGCCCCCACGCUCCGAUCUCGUUGGUCUCUGCGGGGCUGGCUUCAGGUGGUCCCAAAAUGUUCAGCUGGCUGGGCACCGAUGACCGCCGGAGGAAGGACCCCGAGGUGUUUCAGACGGUCAGCGAGGGCCUGAAAAAGCUCUACAAAACCAAGCUGCUGCCCCUGGAAGAGCACUACAAGUUCCACGAGUUCCACUCGCCGGCCUUGGAGGAUGCCGACUUCGACAACAAGCCCAUGGUGCUCCUCGUGGGGCAGUACUCCACUGGCAAGACCACCUUCAUCAGGUACCUGCUGGAGCAGGAUUUCCCAGGGAUGAGGAUUGGACCAGAGCCUACAACUGACUCCUUUAUAGCAGUUAUGCAAGGAGAUGUGGAAGGAAUCAUUCCUGGAAACGCACUGGUGGUGGAUCCCAAAAAACCUUUCAGGAAACUCAACGCCUUUGGCAAUGCCUUUUUGAACAGGUUUGUUUGUGCCCAACUCCCUAACCCUGUGUUAGAGAGCAUCAGUGUCAUUGAUACCCCAGGAAUCCUUUCUGGAGAAAAACAGAGAAUUAGCAGAGGCUAUGACUUCGCUGCUGUGCUGGAGUGGUUUGCAGAGCGGGUGGACCGCAUCAUUCUGCUCUUUGAUGCCCACAAGCUGGACAUCUCCGAUGAAUUCUCGGAGGUCAUCAAAGCCCUGAAGAACCACGAGGACAAGAUGAGAGUUGUUCUCAACAAGGCUGACCAGAUAGAGACUCAGCAGCUGAUGCGGGUGUACGGGGCCCUCAUGUGGUCCCUGGGCAAGAUCGUCAACACUCCUGAGGUCAUCAGGGUCUACAUUGGCUCCUUCUGGUCCCACCAGCUGCUCAUCCCCGACAACCGCAAGUUGUUCGAGGCGGAGGAGCAGGACCUGUUCAGGGACAUCCAGAGCCUGCCCCGCAACGCAGCCCUGAGGAAGCUCAACGACCUCAUCAAGCGAGCACGGCUGGCCAAGGUCCAUGCCUACAUUAUCAGUUCCCUAAAGAAGGAAAUGCCCUCAAUGUUUGGGAAAGACAAUAAAAAGAAAGAGCUUGUGAACAACUUGGGAGAGAUUUAUGCCCGGAUCGAACGGGAGCAUCAGAUCUCACCUGGGGACUUCCCUAACCUAAGAAAGAUGCAGGAUCAAUUGCAAUCCCAGGAUUUCAGCAAGUUCCAGCCUCUGAAGAGCAAGCUGCUGGAGACGGUGGAAGACAUGCUGGCCAACGACAUCGCCCAGCUGAUGGUGCUGGUGCGCCAGGAGGAGUCCCAGCGCCCGACCCAGAUGGUGAAGGGAGGAGCCUUCGAGGGCACCUUGCACGGUCCCUUCGGCCACGGCUACGGCGAAGGCGCCGGCGAAGGCAUCGACGACGCCCAGUGGGUGGUGGCCAGGGACAAGCCCAUGUACGAUGAAAUCUUCUACACCCUCUCGCCUGUCGACGGGAAAAUAACUGGUGCCAACGCCAAGAAGGAGAUGGUAAGGUCUAAGCUGCCCAACACCGUGCUGGGCAAGAUAUGGAAACUGGCUGACAUCGACAAAGAUGGCAUGCUGGAUGAUGAGGAGUUCGCCUUGGCCAAUCAUCUCAUUAAAGUCAAGCUGGAGGGGCAUGAGCUGCCCAACGAGCUCCCUUCCCACCUCCUCCCUCCAUCCAAGCGGAAAAUAACGGAGUGAAAGGAAGGUUACAAGGCAGAGGGAAAGGGAAGGGGGGAAAAAAAAAAAGAGAGAUCUAGAAAAAUGUGUUUACUUAAGUUAUACGUUUAGAUCUGAGAUCACCUUUGGAUUUUUACCUAUUUUGCUGUAUGAAGAAAAAAAACCAAACAAACCCCACAAACCUAAAGCAGAACACAACACAAAAGUCCAACCCUUCUUGAUGAUAGUCUGCAAUUCACUCUCCCAGAGUAACGUCCCUGCUUUCUCAUGUGUAGUCUGUAAACAUGAAGGUAAAGAACAGAAGCUGGUGAGUGGGAGUAGAAGCCAGAACCAAAAUGGGUUUCAUUUCUUGAGAGAGUGGAGUAGGCACCAAUAGAAACCUGCUAACAGCCAGUAUCACUCCUGAGCUUCAGCUGCACCUUCUGCUAUUUGCUGGGUCUCACAAACUUCAGAAGACUUGAUAGUGAAGAGGACACAACAAGGUCUGCAAGCUGUUGGCCAACCUAAAGAGUACUUCUUAAAUCACAUCAGCCCACACUAAAAUACUUAGAUACUACAAGCCCAGAGUCCUGAAUUUUGGGAACCUCAGUUCACUCUCAGAUGCAAAUUCUAUAAACAUUUCCUUGUUCUUAAACAAACAAAAACCCAAAACUACAAUUAAAACCUGAAAUAGCUUUCAGCUGGGCAGAUGGAGUUCCUCACUGUUUGCUGUGGGCCAAGCACUGAGAAUUCCCAAUCACCUCUACCUCCCAUUCAGUCCCUAGGGAAGAUUUGUUCUGCAGGCACAGCCAGGAGAACCGCCCCUUGAAGGGAAACAGAAGGAAGGGAGUACUGGAGGCAGACACCAGGUGGGUUGGAAGUGAGGAACUCUGCUUCCAAGCUCACUGAACGUUUCACAACCAGUAGAUAGUGUUUUGUCCUUCAACAGUGGUGAUAGUUAUCAUUCCUGUCAAGUGGUAUGUUUGCUCUCAUCAUGCACAGUGAAGGCUACUAGGUCCCACUCUUACUGUAAAGCUAAGAACCCCACAGUGCCAGGUGGAUGGUCCAUCAUUAGAGCAGACAGCGUGGUAUGGCAAUGGGCAGAGCUUGCUCUGCUUCCUGCCUGUACCCCACAAACAUGACUGCAACAGCCUUCACCCCACCCUUCCCCACACCACACAGCAACACUUGAUCUCCUCCAGAACCUCUACCCCAGGCCAAGAGACCUUCUCCCUCCUCUUUCACGUUCGUUUUCCAGACCCAGUUUUAGCAGAAAUCCCUCAAUUUCCUAUUUUUUUUUUUGCCCCAACACCACAAACACAGAGGCACUCUUCUGGUUUUUGUUGUUGCUUUGGAGCAGCCUGUUGUUCAGUUCCUGUUGUCACUUUAUAUAAGCUGAGCUCCUACUGUGAUGAUGAAACAAAACAACAACCCAAGACAAGUAUAAGUUAUUUUAUAUCUCUGUGUUCAUAAUUAUAUAGAGAAAUAUAUUCUGUGUAUGUAGGAUGUGCUUCUUUGCAGUACAUUUAUCACUUGUCUUCAAAAAUUAAUGCAUUAACCUUUUUUUUUUGUACCCUGGUCCUAAAACAUUAUUAAAAAAG
Messenger RNA from Indicator indicator, 3240 nucleotides. It is a transcript of the gene EHD3, whose product is annotated as EH domain containing 3. NCBI's taxonomy places the organism in Eukaryota, Metazoa, Chordata, Aves, Piciformes, Indicatoridae. Gene Ontology annotation, biological process: endocytosis; endosomal transport. Gene Ontology annotation, molecular function: protein binding; calcium ion binding; GTP binding. Gene Ontology annotation, cellular component: plasma membrane; cytoplasm. The transcript has 6 exons. The record is from RefSeq and is a predicted model, not a curated record. Bases 74 to 1681 code for a protein of 535 amino acids.